UGCGAUUUAAGGGCAGGACAGAGCCACCGGCCGGGCAGCGAAUCAAGAGUUAAGUGGAGAUUGACUCGGAAAGGGCGCCACCCUCUUUGACGGUAGAGUAAGUAGCCUGUGAGUCAGUUUCACCUGAAACUCUACAGGUGAGGAAAGGAAGCAAAACGAAGUGGGGGAAAAAAAGGAAAAGGAACCGGAGCCAAGAUCCGGAAAGAAGAGGGCCCAAGGCUCAGAGCGAGAGAGCCGCCCCGCUACAUCGUAGGGGCUACCCUGAGAGCUUCGGGGUUGAGGCGGCGGGAUUCCCAGCCUCCGACCGUCUGCAAACAGGGGCGAGGGGUGCCUGCCGGACGUGUGUGUGGGGGGCAAGAGAGCCUUGAGGGCGGCGAUCUCGCCCCGAAGAAGAGGAACUUGGGGGAAGAGAGUCCUUUCUCUCAGAAGCGCCCGAGUGCCACGCGGGGACCCCACUGGAUAAAAGGACCGUCGGAAGGGAGGGAGGUGAAGGCUCCUGAGCGUCCGGAGCCUUUUCUCACCUCUCUGCUCGGCGGUCGUGGGCGAGUCUGCCCCCACCCCGCAAGCCUUUGGAAAAGCCCCCGGCCCGGGGAACUGCGCCAUUUGGCUCGUUUGGGCUGAGAUGGGCCGAAGUAGGAGCCGGCUUCAGGCCGGACUUUUGGUGACUUGGUUUUUUUUAGCCGGCCUGGUUCUUGGUCAGGAACAAAAUGGGGAAGGAGCCUCGUUUGGAGAAACGUGUCUUGCCCAGUUUACGGCCGGGUUUCCGGAGUUUGUGCUGGACACGAAUGCCUCGGUGGAGAACGGCGCCACUUUCCUGGCUUCGCCGCCGGUGGAAAGCAACCGCGAUUGCGUCCUUGCCUGUUGCAAGAACCCCGAUUGCAACUUGGCCCUGGUGGAGCAGAGCCCCGGGGAGGAGGACCCCGACGGCAUUCAGAGCUGUUUCCUUCUCAACUGCCUUUACGACCAGGCCCUGGUCUGCAGGUUUGCCAAGAAGGACGGCUUCCUGAACUAUGUCAGACGGGAGGUUUACAACGCUUACGCGACCAUGCGAAACCUAGGCAACCGCGAUGAUCUGCCACCUAAAGCGAGAGCCUGGAAGGAUGUGAAGGUCCAGCCCAAAGAUGAACCAGUGAUUUUGAAUGGCUCAGAAAGUACUGAUGAUAAUGGAAUUGUGAAUUAUGAAUGGACACUUCUUUCUGGUGAUUCCUCAGUGGUAAUGGAGAAACAGAACGAUAUUAUGAAGCUUUCAAAUCUGAAUGAAGGGAUUUACAUCUUCCAAUUCACUGUAACAGAUACUGCAGAUCAGCAGCACUCCAUCAACAUCACUGUCACUGUACUUAAUUCUGAACACACUGUAGAUCAUUGCUUGGCUCCUUAUAAAGUGGGACGUUGUCGAGGCUCCUUCCAUCGCUGGUACUACAAUCCGGAAAUAGAGCAGUGUCAGGAGUUCAUUUUUGGUGGCUGCAAUCCCAACAAGAACAAUUAUGUAAGAAAAGAGGAAUGUGAUCUUGCCUGCAAGAAUGUUCAAGGUGCUGUAGAAAAACGUCAAGAACCAACAUGCAAUGGAAACUGCCUACCUCUCCAUUUCAAAUGUGAAGAUGGCUGCUGCAUUGAUAAAACUCUGGAAUGCGAUGAAACUCCAGAUUGCCAAGAUGGGUCAGAUGAGAAAUCUUGUGAUUCAUAUAUUCAAGGAUUCGAUAAGUUACAGAAAAUCAAUAUUAGUGCCAAAGGUUAUUGUGUGGAUAUGCCUGAUACUGGACCUUGUGAAGAAAGUAUACCUCGCUGGUACUACAACCCUUUGACUGAGAUGUGUGGUCGCUUCACCUAUGGAGGCUGUGAAGGCAACAAAAAUAAUUUCGAGCAGGAAGAAACAUGUAUGAAAUCAUGUAGAGGCAUCACAAAGCAACAUAUGAUUGAUCAGAGGUGGAGAGGAUAUGACUAUCAACAUGCUAGUUUAAGUGCUUUUGAAGUGGCCGUUGCUGUGCUCCUCUGUGUCUGCAUCAUGAUAGUGUUGGUAGUCCUUGGCUACUUCUUCCUCAAGAACCGAAAAAAGUACCGAAGACGUCGUCAGCCCCCUACUGCGGCUAAUUCCACACUUUCUUCUGUCUUAUCGACUGCUGAAGACACAGAACACCUGGUGUACAACAGCACCACAAAGCCCAUCUGAUUCUGUAGAGUUAUCCUCCGUUUCUGGGAAGGACAGUCUUACCAACUGCUCAUAAUGCUUGUUAUGGGGUGGGGAGAGUGGUGAGGGGAUCUACUGAAGGAUUUUUCCUUCCUUUUUUCAAAGUUUCCUUAGACUAUCCACUAGCUGCUUACAAGCUCUACCUGUCCUGAUCCUGUGAUAGUUUCUAAGAGUGAGCAGAAAAUUAGCCCGCUCUGACAAUACAUGGAUGGCGUUUUGAGUUCCAUGUUUCCCCAAGUUCUAUAAUGAAGGUUAUUUUAAGUUUAAGGACUUACUAUAUCUAUUGAAGGAAACUUAGUUUAAUCUGGUGAAUGCGAUUAUUCUUCUCACAAAACUCAAUGAAUGUAUGUGUGUGUGUUUGUGUGUGUGAGAGAGAGAAAACACAUUUCUUACUCCUAUUCCUUUCUGUUUAAAACCUAUGCUGCCUUAAAGCCACCCUCCGUGUGUUUUAACUGGUACAAAAAGUGAUACAGUUUUUAAACUUGUAUUUUGAUGGAAUACUUUGAUGGACUAAUUAAGUGAAAGUGGUGUCCUUUUCACAAAUCUAUUAAUGUCUGUACUAAGGCCUGUGCUCCUCUUAUAUAUGCCAAGUAUCUAGAUUAUUGCUGAAUGGAAAACAGACAACAUUGUGAUUUGAUCUGAAUGCAUAUAAAAGAAAACAGAAAUGAGGUCAUGGCCGAAAAUCUGGCCCUGCCUUUCUUUUCUGGAUUUCCCUUCUGUUCUUACCUUCUAGUUAUCAUUUCUAGUUUAAUCUUACUGUUUUGAGUUCUUCUUCCAUAUCUAUUUAUUUUUACAACCAAAUUGUGACAGAAAAGAAGACAUUCCUCAUUUUCUAAUUUGUCUUCAACUAUACAAUCUCAUUAAGUAGUUAAAUAAUGUACUUACAUAGGGGCAGUUUCAAAAUUGACUUUUCUUCAGAGCUAAUUUUCACAAGAUCCUUGGACAAAAGGAGAGUCAUGAAAGCUGACAGACUCUGCUUCUUGCACAGCUAUGCUUAAAUAUAGAGAAAGUAGCAGGUGUUGCCCAGAUAUAGAAUACAGGUUUGUCCCAAUUUUCCACAAAUAUGUUACAUGAAAUAUGUAGGUUGAUGCCUGUGAUGUUUUUUUCAUUUACCUUCCUGUUUGUUUGAGGUGAGGUAUUUUAAUCCCAUUCCUCUUCCCACUUUGACCUACACCCCAGUUUGGAAAUUGAUGUCUUACAUUUUUUGGCACCUGAUAAUUUACAGUUAUGCCUGAGUACUGGUUCAUUUUAUGGGUAGAGAUGCUUGGAAUAAAUUCUCCCAUCUCUUUUCAAAAAUGUAGUUCAAAAAAUAGUUGAUCAGGCUAUACCUCUUGAUUUCUGAUCAUUUGAAGAUGCAUAGAAAACUCCUCUGAACUUAUGUAUGGAAGGGGGGCUCUUUCGAUAAGGGCUUAUCCUUUGGGGUCACUAUGGGGUUCACUCCCAUCAUCCGUCAAGCUUACAUGUGACUUGAAACGUUCCUGAGAGCACUGAAUCUUCCGAGGAGCUAACGGGAAAUAUUUCACAGUGGUGGAAUAUAUGAAAGAUUGACCUGUAGUUGGCUUGUAUUACAGUGGAUUGUCCAGCUCUUGCCUGACCUUCUUGAGAAUCCAAUAGCAAAGCUGAAUAUUACUUUUAAAUCCAAAUCUUGCUUUUGAAUUUGAACCAUCUUUUGCUCUGUUUAUUUAGCACGGGUGGUUAGCGUGUGAAAUCCACUCUGUUUGACAUUGUACAUAAUUUUGGACACACUCUAUGAUACAAAUGAGAGAUGAUGUUUUGUUUAUUCUUUUUUUAGUAGAUGUUAUGAGAUUUUGUUUUAUUGAUGUACUGUAUAUAAGGAUUCUUUCUUGGAUGUAAACCUCUACUGGCUAAACUGAAGAGUCAUCAGCAAAGUGAACAGGAGAAAUGAUUAUUAGGGAAUUAUCUGAAGGAAAGACAGCUGUUUAUUGCUCCAAGGGCCAAAUCACCUCAAGUAUGGAACUGGCUGAGCAUCUAUGAGAAAUUGCAAAAUGGGGUGGGAAAGAAAAUGAUAGACCUGGUCAUUGUGCCUUACAGAGAAGAGACGAGAGAUUACUCAUAGUGCUUUGCAGUUGGCUUGAUUAUUCCAUGUUGCUACAGCUGUCAACUCUUACCUUUUCCCUCUCUUUCUGUACCUCUUCACUGCUUUCUGAGCCCUCAAAUUCUGAAUCUCCUUUCUGACAGUGAAAUUUUUAAUAAAAUAUUUUCUUUACAA
Molecule: messenger RNA, 4415 nt
Organism: Notechis scutatus (mainland tiger snake)
Lineage: Eukaryota; Metazoa; Chordata; Lepidosauria; Squamata; Elapidae
Gene: SPINT1
Product: serine peptidase inhibitor, Kunitz type 1
Biological process (GO): epithelium development; extracellular matrix organization; epidermis development
Cellular component (GO): plasma membrane
Molecular function (GO): protein binding; serine-type endopeptidase inhibitor activity
Source: RefSeq, a predicted model, not a curated record